Messenger RNA from Pyrus x bretschneideri (Chinese white pear), 1860 nucleotides. RefSeq names its product probable glucan 1,3-beta-glucosidase A. Lineage: Eukaryota; Viridiplantae; Streptophyta; Magnoliopsida; Rosales; Rosaceae. Gene Ontology annotation, molecular function: hydrolase activity, hydrolyzing O-glycosyl compounds; actin filament binding. The transcript has 8 exons. The record is from RefSeq and is a predicted model, not a curated record. The coding region runs from base 91 to 1650 and encodes 519 amino acids. Gene Ontology annotation, cellular component: cytoplasm; actin cytoskeleton. Gene Ontology annotation, biological process: actin filament bundle assembly; establishment or maintenance of cell polarity; cell migration.
AACUCCGACACAGUGGUCAAAGUUUCUUGGCAUUGGCUCCCUCUGCAUAUCCCGACUCCCCAAUCUUUUCUUUAUAUACGGACAGCAUGGAUGCAACAACAAUACAAAGCAAAGCGUAAACGAAUGGCUUUCAACUCCAGGGCAUGGCUCCUAAGCAUAGGGCUCCUUUUUUGUAUGCUGUCCAUUUCUUCUGGGAGACUGCCUCAGAAUUCCGGUCGAGUGAAAGCAGUUAAUCUUGGAGGGUGGCUGGUUACAGAAGGCUGGAUUAAACCUUCUCUUUUCGAUGGCAUUGCCAACAAGGAUUUCUUGGAUGGAACUGGACUUCAGUUUAAAUCUGUCACAACCGGGAAAUAUCUUGCGGCUGAGUUGGGAGGAGGAAGCAUCAUAGUUGCAAACAGAACGUCAGCUUCAGGCUGGGAAACAUUUAAAUUGUGGAGGAUCAACGAAACCACGUUUAAUUUCAGGGUCUUCAACAAAGAUUUUGUGGGGCUUGAUGUCAAUGGCAAUGGAACUCAGGUGGUAGCUGUUUCGAAAAUACCGGGUACUUCGGAGACUUUUGAAAUCAUAAGAAAACCUGAUGAUUUGCGCCGGGUUCGAAUCAAAGCACCGAAUGGAUUCUUCUUGCAGGCAAGAUCAGAGGUGCUGGUGACAGCUGAUUAUGCGAGGAGUACUGAAUGGGGAAACAAUGAUCCAUCUGUUUUUGUGAUAACCUUUUCUGGAAAAUUGGAAGGAGAGUUUCAAGUAACCAAUGGUUAUGGUCCAAAAAUGGCUCCACAAGUUAUGUGGGAACAUUGGAAUACAUUCAUAGUUGAGGAUGACUUCCACUUCAUAUCAACAAAUGGGUUAAACGCUGUGAGAAUACCAGUUGGUUGGUGGAUUGCAAGUGAUCCCACUCCUCCACACCCUUAUGUUGGAGGUUCAUUAUAUGCACUAGACAAAGCCUUCCUGUGGGCACAGAAAUAUGGAUUAAAGGUCAUAAUUGAUCUCCAUGCAGCACCAGGCUCUCAAAAUGGUUUUGAACACAGUGCUUCCAGAGAUGGCUCUCAGGAAUGGGGACAAACAGAUGAGAACAUACAACAGACUGUUCAUGUCAUUGAUUUCUUAACCUCCAGGUAUGCUAAGAGGCCAAACCUAUAUGCAGUUGAGCUCAUCAACGAACCAUUGUCACCAGGAGCGUCCCUACAGAACGUGACCAAGUUCUACAAGGCUGGUUAUGCUGCUGUUCGAAAGCAUUCCUCCACAGCAUACGUGGUGUUGUCAAACAGGCUAGGACCAAUGGAGACUAGGGAGCUUUUCCCCCUUGCCAAGGACUUCAAGCGUUCUGUGAUCGAUGUCCAUUACUAUAACCUGUUUGUGAGCACCUUCGACAACAUGACUGUCCAACAAAACAUAGACUUCAUCUACACCAAUCGGUCCCAGCAAUUGAAUUAUGUCACCACAUCGAACGGCCCUCUCACUUUUGUUGGUGAAUGGGUGGCUGAGUGGAAUGUUAAAGAUGCAACAAAGGCGGAUUACCAAAGAUUUGCCAAUGCUCAAUUAGAAGUUUGGGGGAGAGCAACAUUUGGGUGGGCUUAUUGGACUCUUAAGAACGUCAAUAAACACUGGAGUCUUGAGUGGAUGAUAAAGAACGGUUAUAUAAAACUUAAUUAGAUUGGUGACAUCAAUACGCAUAAACAUUUCUCUUUAGUCAUCACAAUCUAUAUACUGUAAUCUUAGUUCAAUUUGGGUCCCUUUUCUGAUGACGUCCAAAUUGUUUCGAUUGAAUAUGAGACGUCUAUUAAUUCUGCAAUAUGACAGCAAUAAGGGCAUUUUUAUAACUAAUGUAUCCAACUUGGCCGGAAUUCCAUUCACUUUCCGUCA